Messenger RNA from Zasmidium cellare ATCC 36951, 1689 nucleotides. RefSeq lists its product as uncharacterized. Gene Ontology annotation, biological process: protein dephosphorylation. The transcript is spliced from 2 exons. The record is from RefSeq and is a predicted model, not a curated record. Gene Ontology annotation, molecular function: protein serine/threonine phosphatase activity. Bases 1 to 1689 code for a protein of 562 amino acids. NCBI's taxonomy places the organism in Eukaryota, Fungi, Ascomycota, Dothideomycetes, Mycosphaerellales, Mycosphaerellaceae.
AUGUGGGCGCGGACACUACACGCGAGCCGGCGGCAGCUGGGACAUUCGCACCGGACGGUCAGGUUCAGUCGGAGAUACAAUGCUCAAGCCCAAGGACCUCACACAACCUACUUUCAACAACCGCCGCCUCCCCAGCAGCCUUCACGAUCAUGGCGUAUCAUUCGCACACUGCUCUGGAGUUCGACAUGCUUUGGGCUUGGAGCAUUCGCCACAGCCUGGGCUUUCACUACGCCUCUUGAGGAGCUUCUGCGCGAGGCAGAGGAGGGUGCUUUGGAAGAUGCUUUACUAGCCGGCACGACUGACAAAUCCGCACGACAAGUGGACCCUAUGGACGUUGAUACAGCUACCGCCCUUCUCGAACUGCAAGCUGCAUAUUCUGUCUGUCCUGCAGCUGUUUCCCACACAGCUCAGCAUGGCUCGAAUCUCCCCUGUGAAGACACGUGGUCAAGUGGAUCUUAUGUUUACUUUAGCGACCAAAAGAAGGAUUGGUCAGAGUGGAGCAUCUUCGACGGCCACGCUGGACCACGCACCUCGCAUGCACUGUGCCAGUUGCUACCCGUCACUGUCGGCACUCUAUUGGAAAAUGGCAAGUGCAUGGAGAGGUCGUACGUGCCAAACGACUCCGUCAUUAUUUCCACCAUCAAGAAAGCUUUUCAGUCUGUCGACGAGACUCUUAUCGAACAGACAAGAAAGCUGAUCCGAAAUGAGAUGCCAAUGCCGAUGUUGAAUCCAUUAGCUCCCGGCAUGGCUCAGCAGCAGUCAUUCUAUCAAAUGCCUUUGGCUCAAGCGGUCUCGGCCGGUGCCCUUGCUUUCUCUGGAUCCUGCGCGCUUCUGGCACUAUUUGACCCGGUCCGGUCGAUUCUGCGCGUUGCGAACGUCGGUGACUCUCGCGCUGUACUAGGCCGAUGGGAUGCCGCAAGCAAAAAGUACAUUGCGGUGCCCAUGACUGUUGAUCAGACUGGUUUCAAUCAGGACGAGGUUGCUCGCCUUGCGCGCGAACAUCCUGGCGAAGACGUCGUGGACCCAAAGACUGGCCGAGUGCAUGGACUGGCAGUGAGUCGAGCUUUCGGAGACGCUCGCUGGAAGUGGUCAGAGGAGGAUACUAGGCUGGCGCACGAGAAGUUCUGGGGACCCAGCCCACGACCCAACGGUGUCAUUAAGACACCUCCGUAUCUCACAGCCGAACCAGAGAUCAUGGAGACAAGAAUCCAGACUGGUGACCGGCCCGAUUUUCUGAUCAUGGCCAGCGACGGCUUGUGGGACAACAUGUCAUCAGAGGUUGCCGUGGAAUGUGUGCAAGCCUGGCUAGACAAGAACAAGCCCAUGGACUUCCUGGAUGCGCAACAGCAGCCUGCGAGGACGUGGCGGGAUGUUAUCAAAGGCGAUGGUUCGGCCGAAUUUUCCACUCGAACACCCACCUACUCCAACCCCGCCGAAAUCACCGGAGAAGACGACACGUAUUACGACGAAGAAGAGAGAUGCCGCAAGUGGAAAGUUGCACCAAAGCACUUCGUGGUCGAAGACGCAAAUUGUGGGGUUCAUAUGGUGAAGAAUGCAUUGGGCGGCAAGCGGAGGGAUUUGUUCACCGGAGUGAUGAGUGUCCAACCGCCUCUGAGUCGAAACGUGAGAGACGACAUCACGGUUCAUGUCAUUUUCUUCGGACAAGACAACAAAAUUGAGAGGAAGUGA